Messenger RNA from Vigna unguiculata (cowpea), 1207 nucleotides. RefSeq lists its product as uncharacterized. The record is from RefSeq and is a predicted model, not a curated record. Gene Ontology annotation, biological process: cytokinin biosynthetic process. NCBI's taxonomy places the organism in Eukaryota, Viridiplantae, Streptophyta, Magnoliopsida, Fabales, Fabaceae.
GCAAAGGGACAAGCAGUUUAGAAUUCUUGUGUGAUUCGUUUGUUUCUCUUUCUCUCUCUCUUUUUGUUUGUCCAUGAAUUAUUUUUUUCUCCACCCUCUAGUGUUCCUCCUCUUCUACUUAAACUGAGAACAACCACCUUGAGAACCACAAAAACCAGAGCAAAGAAACACAGAAAACAGAUCCUUUAUCUACCACUCUGCACUCUUUCACCUGAUCACCACAUUAAAGGGCCAAUCGCUCCAAGAAAGAGGAGUUAAAUGGAUAUAUCAAGUUCGCAAUACAAUAGUGCUGAUGAAUCUGGUUGGACACAUUACCUGGACCAAUCCUCUCUCUCUCAAAGCUAUUUCCAGAGGAGAGGUGGGAUAGUACACUAUGAAGGAAAGGGGGCUACAAUGGAGGAGGGGGAGGAGGAAGAAGAAGAUUUAUCCAUGAUCUCUGAUGCUUCGUCUGGUCCUCCUCAUUACCAUGAAGAUGAUGAUCAACACAAUUGUGUAAAUUGGUAUUCUUCUUCUUCUCACCACACCAAAGAAUCAGAAAAGAAGAAGAAGAAGAAGGUCAAAGAAUAUGGUAACAAUCAACAUCCUUCAACCCUCGACGACACUGCCAGUUCCCCUGUUCUUACCUGUGUUAAGAAGAAAGUCAGUUUCUCAGGGAAUGGAGCAGUGGAGAAUGGUGUGGAAUUCCCUCCAUGCUUCUCGGGAACAAAAGUAAAGAGAAAAUCUAAAUUCCAGAAACACUUCAGUUUCUUUGAGCGUUCUGGAAAACAAACUUCAGAGGAACCAGGUGAUCCAUUUUUUUGGACAUUAUGUUGUUAAUGUUUGUGUCCUUCCUAUAAGCUGGCACGUGCCUCGUAGUAAUUUGUUUCAUCAUUUUUCUCCUGAUGUUAGAUGGUUUCAAUGAAGGAAAGAAAUGACAAUUUUACCUGUGGCUUUUGCUUCUACUGUGGAAAGAAAGACCCGGGGAUAUCAAAGUAGAUGCUGUUCAAUGACAAAUAGAACUCCUUUUUUUCAAAAGAAGAAAAAGGAAUGUCUCUUAUGUUGUAAUGUUACUGUUUUUUGUAAUUUUACUGUUCUUUUUAGUGGGUGCUGUGUUACCACUGCCAAUGCAGUUUGGAACAACAUAAAAGAAUAUAAGAAACUCUAAGAGGUUUCUGAUUCCAUUUUCUCUGCUGUCAUCUGAUGAAUAUGCUCACACUUUUUUUAUACA